This is a messenger RNA of Ictalurus punctatus (channel catfish), 748 nucleotides long. RefSeq names its product spindle and kinetochore associated complex subunit 2 (gene ska2). Gene Ontology annotation, molecular function: microtubule binding. The record is from RefSeq and is marked provisional. Gene Ontology annotation, biological process: chromosome segregation; cell division; mitotic cell cycle. The coding region runs from base 8 to 688 and encodes 226 amino acids. Lineage: Eukaryota; Metazoa; Chordata; Actinopteri; Siluriformes; Ictaluridae. Gene Ontology annotation, cellular component: outer kinetochore; spindle microtubule. The transcript has 7 exons.
AUUCAACAUGGAGACAGCAGUUGAUAAGCUGGAGGCGAUGUUCCAGAAGGCUGAAGCGGAUAUCGAGUACGUGGAGAAGCGUCUGAAGUUUGAUUUCAUGACUAGUGCUCGGGAGAACAGCACCGCUGAGGGGAACCCCGUUCAGCUGCUGGAGAGUCUGGCGGCCAUUAAGGCUCGUCACGGCGCUCUGUGUGUGCAGAUGGAGGAGAUCGCCGCUGAGCAGAAACGCUCGAUGGAUUCAAUCAGAUCUCACCUGAACACCACGGUGAAGCUGGUGGAGGAGCUGCAGAACACGACAGACAUGCAGGUUCCUCCACUCACACAGGAAGAACAGGAAGCAAGAGAUUCCCUCUGUUCGUCCAUCACAGCUCUGUCUAUAAAGACACAGUGUGAAGUGCACACACAGCAAGAGUCUAAAUCGCAGGAGAAGUGCAGAGACGUGAAGGACGCGGAGUUCGAAGCCGUUCCGCGAAGCGUACGAGGAAACAUCAAGCUCAGUGACCUCAACGCCCUGUACACACAGCUGACCGAACACUUCUCCUCAGACAACAACAGAGCGCCUCUGAGUUUGCAGAAGAUGAGGAAAUUGAACAUGAGAGUGAGCGAGGCUGCAGUUAAGACGCUGAUGCACCUUGGUCUUGUUGAGCUGGAUAGGAAAGGCUCUGUCUCUCUCCCGUCCUCACACUGAGGAUAAAAUCGCUGAACUGAACACACGCUCUACACUCGGAAAUAAACGAGUUCCAGAGCA